AUGCCGCAUCGAGACACUUCUCAAGUGGACGGGAAGCUCAAAUUCCUCAUCAUAGGCGCUGGCCAACGUGGUGUAUCUUACGCAAACCCAAUUUCCCAGAUGUCAAAUGCAGCAAUCCAUGCUGUAGCAGAACCUGUCGACUUUAGACGCUGCCACUUUGGCGAAACAUACAUCUGGGGCAGAGAAAAUGAUCCUGCUGAGGGGCAAGAGUUCAGAAACUGGAAGCAGUGGCUAGCAUGGGAGACUGAGCGUCGCGAACUCGAAAAAUCUGGUGCAAGAGUGCCUAUUGGUGUCGAUGGUGUGUUUGUCUGCACUUUGGACGAAAUGCAUGUUGAGAUCAUGCUUGCAAUUGCGCCACUUAAACUCCAUGUCUUAUGCGAGAAGCCAUUGGCUACAUCUCUAGCAGACUGCAUGUCGAUAUUGCAGGCAUUUUCUCCAAUUCAUCAAGACAUCAUCUUCUCCGUUGGACAUGUCUUGAGAUACAGUCCACACAACCAAGUGCUGCGUAAGCUCCUCCUCACAGACCGUGUCAUCGGUGAUCUUCUGUCGGUGGAACACACCGAACCUGUGGGAUGGUGGCACUUCGCACAUAGUUAUACGCGUGGACAUUGGAGACGUUCAACCGAAAACAAAGACGGAUCUCUCCUGACCAAGAGUUGUCAUGAUAUCGACUUCCUGCUUUGGCUCCUGUCGCAAACUCCAGACGGGACAGCUGGAGAUAUUUCGGCUCAUCUACCAAGGACGAUCUCACCAACAGGAGCUCUGAACCAGUUCAGAAGAUCUCGAAAGCCAGUACAAGCCGGCGACGCCACGAAUUGUCUAUCCUGUCCCUACGAGCGGGAAUGCCAAUAUAGCGCUGUCAAGAUAUACGAUGAUGCUCGGUUGGCUGUGGGACAUACUCAUUGGCUCAACCACGUUGUACAUGAUAUCGAGGAUACUUUGCAGAUCUCAGGGGUUGACGCUGCACGGAAAAGUCUCCACGCACGACUAGGCCAAGACUAUACUAACGGAGUCACGCCCGAUGCAGAAAUUGCGGAACGACCUUGGUACGGACGCUGUGUCUACGAGAGCGACAACAACGUCUGUGAUGACCAAGUAGUCACAAUCAAAUGGGACGAGGAUGACUCCUCUCCUCUUCGCCGUCCAGGCAAGCUCGCAACUCUCCACAUGGUCGCCAAUACCGAAAAAGAGUGCGAGCGUAGAGGCAUCAUAUAUGGAUCCCACGGCGAGCUCUCAUAUGACGGCAAAACCAUCAGAUACUUCAGCUUCGAUGACAGGAAAGAAACUGUUGUCGCAACACCUAACGCUCCCGAAUUUGAGCGAAAGAUCAAAUCUCAUGGAGGAGGUGACCGAGGUUUGGCUACAGCAUUUGUCUCCGCUGUCGAAGCUGUCAAGCAUAAUGGUGCCAAAACAGAAGAUGCUCAGAGGCUGUUUGUUGGUUGCACUCUCGAAGAUGCCAUUAGAGCGCAUGCUGUAGUCUUUGCUGCCGAAGAGGCCAGAAGAGAUGAGAAAAUUGUUCACUGGGACGCAUGGUGGGAGAGCAAGAGACAGCAGUACGAAGUCCUGGAUUAA
Aureobasidium melanogenum CBS 110374 is the source of this 1572-nucleotide messenger RNA. Its product is annotated as streptomycin biosynthesis protein StrI. The record is from RefSeq and is a predicted model, not a curated record. Bases 1 to 1572 code for a protein of 523 amino acids. Gene Ontology annotation, molecular function: nucleotide binding. NCBI's taxonomy places the organism in Eukaryota, Fungi, Ascomycota, Dothideomycetes, Dothideales, Saccotheciaceae. The transcript has a single exon.